UAGCCCGCCGUGUCGACGGGUGACGAUACAAUUUACCGUGUUGCAAUUUCAAUUUCUGUGCCAACGUCUGCCUGGACUAGAGUAACGGCGGUCAUCGAGUUGUGUUGUGUGUUUAAACGCUGGGUUGUGUGUUUAAACGCUGUGCUGUGCCGAGUGAAGUGUUCAAACGCUGCCAGCCAUGUUCGUGAUUCAUCUAGUCUAGGGCCCUAAUGUCGUGUUUCUGUGAGCGCCAUGACGAGCUGUACACAGUAAGGACCGUCUGGAACACGGGAGUUUAAGACACGUUGCCAUGGAUACGCUGAGUGCCAUCCCACAGAGGAUUGUUGUCAUGUACAACGCCAGGGCUAGCAGGCUCAAGUUUCUACAGAGCCGAUCAAACCUGUCCACUCAAGACACGCACCUGGACAUGGAAUACGAACCCAACCCUGAGGUGGCGCCCUAUAAACCCUCAAACUUCAUGUCUUCCACCAUUUUGAAGAAGGUCCCGAUCCCUGAGCGCCACCUGGAGACAUUUGGCAGCUACGAAUACAGCCUGCACUCUAAGCGUGGGAUAAUGCUGCACACAGACAGAUAUCACCUGGAUCUUCUCAAAUCUAUGGACGGUCCCACACAGCGUGAGAGGUUGCAAGCAGAAAUGAAGUACAUGGAAGCGAUGAGAGGCACCAGACGACUCAGGGAGACGGUACCCCAUAGAGCUGAGUUCGACCUCAUUAUGGGCGGCAAACAAAUCGAAUUUGAGGAAAGAUUCGAUAUCGGUCGCGAGAUCCAGAAACUGAAGGCCAUCGCCAUGCCAACACACGCCAAAGAUCUGUUCCACGGUAGGGGGAUUCGAUUACCCAGCAACCACAUGUCUGUACAUCCACGCCAUCCCAUGCCCAACGAUUUAGAGGAAGAAAUUUCAGCCUCCGCCCCUGUACCACUCAAGCACCUCCCCAGCCGGGCUCAGCUCCACCUACACCACGAGCUGCCCCACAUCUACAGAGAUCUGACGUCACUAGGCAGGGGCGGCCACUCGAGGGAGACGCCGUUCAAAAGAUUGCCGCAGUUGCCCCAGAUCCCGCCCAAAACAGACAGCGAUGAGCCCCACCUGGCUGACGUGGGCGUGUCCAUGUUGAGAGAGAGGCGGACAGUGUCCAAUCUGUCUGCAAGACUCGGCUUUCAACCACGUCUCCGUAGGGACUUGACCAGUCUGUCGCGGUCUAACGGUCAAGCCGUGAUCACCAGCAGGGAGAUGGGAGCUGGGGAGCCGGCAGUUGGAGCUGGGGAAGCUGCGAGAUUUGUGGCUAAAGGGACGGCUGGACCUCUCAGUCCAAAGAAGCAGACGUCUAGAGAUGUGAAGGCACCGACAAAACCUUUGGACAAAGAUGUCAGAGCUGGCAUGUCAGACAGACUUACAACAACAGCAGAAGGUGCCGAUGAUGCUGACGUUUAUGCAGAUGGCGGGAAACCAUUACACACACAGGGGUCAGGGUCAACAGCUGGGGUUCAAGGGUCAAAAGCUGCAGCAACUGGGUCAAGGUUACAGACAGCGCCUUUCUUGACCAGCACGGAGGAGGCUGAAGAGACGGAGGAUCACAGUGCUGUCAGAGAACUAUCUGAGGACCAUGUCCAAUCUGACGCUCCACAUCCACUUAAGGGAUCUGAUCUGAUUGUGGCGGUGCCCGAGGACGAGCAGGAGGAGUUGCGUCAGGCGUUCCAGCGUCUAGACACAGACUCUGACGGACACAUCCAGUACAACCAGUUGAAGACGCAGCUCUCAACAAUUUUCACAGAGGAGCAGGAGAAGUUCACAGAGGAGGUGUACAACCUAACCAACUCCGUCACCUACUUUGGUAUUGACGAGUUUAUGGUCAUGAAUCGUCUGGCAAAAACUGUCGAAGGCUUAACGGGUAAAGCAAGAGAAUCAUUUGCAGUUUUGGAUUUCUCCACGUUACAGCAGGAGCUGAUUAAAUAUGUGGGUCAGUUUCAAAGUGUUGAUACUGGCAGUACAGGAAGGAUAAGCGUGGAUGGUCUUAGAAAAGUUUUAUCCAACACCAUCUCAUCAGCACUCUCAUCAGAUGAUGCAUUGUGGGAGAGUGUCUUGGAAUCCAUUAGUUUGGAUUAUUCGUCUCAAGUCAGCAAGGUUGUUUACAUCGCACACAUUCCAUUAUUCCUCAGUUUGGAAAAAGAUCUGAAUUCUUAGCAUGUAUUUUAACAUUAAUUUUUUUUUAAGGAAACCGCUGCUAGCAUGUUAUUGUUUUCUUUGUUUAAAAAUUUGGCCACUUUUUAAACUUUUAAAAUAGGAAUAGGGGAGGUUAGUACAUUUAAAAAAAUUCUUUCUGAUAAAAUUACUACAAGAUGAAAGUGAAAGAAAAAAAAAAUGUAUAUUAUAAGUCUAUACAUACAAAUAUACAUUAGUAAAUAAAAUACAUAAAUCUAGAUAUUGGAGUAAUGCUAAAAGAGAAUAAAUUUUCCCCUAUUCUACUGGGCCAUUUGCUAAUUAUUGAACUAAAAUUAAAUAUUAAUAAUCAGCAGGGACUACCAAAAAAUAAAAAUAAACGUCAUAAAUAUUAUUAUAAUAUUUAGUAUUAUUAUAAUAAUCAAUACAAAUUUCUAGAAUCAAGUAAUACUAGAUCUAGUAUUUUUAAUAAUGCCAUCUAGAUCUAUCUCUUAGAACUGUGUGCCUUUUAGAAAAUUUAAUUUUUUUAAAUUUCCUUUUUUUCUUCAAGAGUAUUAUAGUAAAGUUGAUGUGCUAUCAUCAUAUCAUAGUGGAUGAUAGUAGAACUAGACCUAGUAGUCUAGUAGAAAGAUGGCCAAAUGAUUUAUUUUAUGUAUUGUUAUCUAUCUUGUUAGGAAUUAACCAUGCCCUACAUAUAAAUAUAAUUAUCUUGUAAUUCAGAUAUUUUUUACAUUUAUAUCUACUCAAUUAAAACCUGGCUGUUGUCAGAUUAAGUUCCUACCAAUGUUAGUGUUACAGUUAAAAACAGGUGUAGGGUUAGAGUUAAGGUUGUCAUAAGAAAAUCAGUUGUUCAGUUGGGUUUAGGGUUAAUAUAAGAAAAUCAGGUAAAAGAUUGGUUUAAGGGUUCAGAUUAAAAAAAUCAAACGUGGGUUAGGGUUAAUAUGAGAAGCUCAGGUGUAGGGUUGGGAUUAAUAUGAGGGAGAAGUUGAUAUUAGCAAGCAAUGAUUUUUAUAUGAACCUGCCAAAGC
This is a messenger RNA of Physella acuta, 3186 nucleotides long. RefSeq lists its product as uncharacterized. Gene Ontology annotation, molecular function: calcium ion binding. The record is from RefSeq and is a predicted model, not a curated record. NCBI's taxonomy places the organism in Eukaryota, Metazoa, Mollusca, Gastropoda, Physidae.